AUGUUUGACGAUCAGAUUAAUAAUAAAUCUUCUACUGAUCGGCCACUGAUCGUCGAAGGUAAAAAUGUAUGUCUGAAAUCUUUGGCACACGGAAUGAGUACACCUAACCUUGAUUACCUUAAGGCGAUUAAACUUACUGCGGAUCACAAUGACAAACUCCUGGAUACACUUAGCAAGUUUAAUAGGAAGCUAACAAAAAUUUGCCAUAAUGAGGAUGAAAUCAUUUCUGACAAGUACGCCUGCCUUGAAUGUAAUAUACUAGCAAAAGAACAACUGAUUUUAUCACAAUUAUUAGAAAACGAUAAUGAAUUCGUCGUCUAUACCGCACAAAUAUUGUUGACUCGAUGGCUUUUGCUUAUUUCUAAUAAG
Messenger RNA from Acaulospora morrowiae, 369 nucleotides. NCBI's taxonomy places the organism in Eukaryota, Fungi, Glomeromycota, Glomeromycetes, Diversisporales, Acaulosporaceae. The record is from the annotation of a GenBank genome assembly.